AUAAUUUUAAACGUAUCUAGCCAUUGUUGAACGCUGUUUCAUCGAUGAGAUAAGCUUAUCACUCGAUUGAACCAUUAUAAGACUUUAAAUGUCAAUGCAUGGAUUUGUACAGAAUCAUCACACGUAAACUGACCAGGACAACGGAGGUAAGCCGUAAUGUUGUCGCUACGACCAAUUACUGCUGAUUUGGCGGAUGUAGCGAAGAACGAACUAAGCGAGGAUCCAAGUCAGUUGGAAAGUCAUUUGAGUGUGAUUCGUAAUUGGUUGAAAGAAUGUAAACACUUGCAUGGUUUUCUCGAUGAUCAGAUUCUAUUGUCAUUUCUAAGAGGGUGUAAAUUCAGUUUGGAAAAAGUGAAGGAAAAGUUGGCUUUGUUUUACUGGAUCAGAACAACUCUGCCUGAAGUGGUUCAAAAUCGGGAUCCGAACGAUGACCGUGUAUUGGAGGUGAUACGUUUAGGUGUGGGAAUCCCACUUCCCAAUACAGUGAACUCAACAGAUCCGAAGAUAUUUGUGAUUCGAGUGGCACAGUUUGAUCUGACAAAGAUCGUCUUUGCUGACGUGAUAAAAGGAGGAACGCUUAUCAACGAUGUACUGAUGAGGGAUGACGACCAGAUGGUCAUUUGUGGAAUGAAUUUGGUCAUCGAUCUGGCCGGCGUGACUGCUAAUCAUCUGUUUCAGUUCGAUUUUGAAUUUUUGAAGCAAGUAGCUAUUCUGUACCAGGAUGCUAGUCCUCUACGUAUGAAAGGAAUUCACAUCAUGAACCCUCCACCUGGAAUGCGAACUGUGGUAAACAUGUUCAACAGUCUGCUCUCCGCAAAAAACAAAAGUAAAAGGAUAUUUGUACAUGGCAAUAGCUUGGAUUCUCUACAUAACCACUUUCCUAAGGAUGUUUUGCCAGAAGAAUACGGUGGAACAUUGGGUCCGAUACAAACAUUCGUGGACGAAUGGGAGUUGAAACUCAAAGCUAAUCGAGAUUACCUACUCAAAUUGUCUGACUUACGAGAUAUCAAUGCGCAUCAAGAUCUAAAAUCAUCAGCUCCACAAGCACGCACCGUGCUAUCACCAACAAACAAUCUUACAUUCUUCGGACUGGACGGCUCCUUUAGAAAGCUUGAGUUGGAUUGAAUAAAACAUAGGAAAUCAUACUA
This is a messenger RNA of Aedes aegypti (yellow fever mosquito), 1148 nucleotides long. Its product is annotated as alpha-tocopherol transfer protein. The transcript has 3 exons. Gene Ontology annotation, cellular component: membrane. The record is from RefSeq and is a predicted model, not a curated record. Lineage: Eukaryota; Metazoa; Arthropoda; Insecta; Diptera; Culicidae. Bases 157 to 1125 code for a protein of 322 amino acids. Gene Ontology annotation, molecular function: phosphatidylinositol bisphosphate binding.